ACUAACAAGGUUUUAUUUGGGUAUAUUGACCUCUUCGUCGCCGUUACGUGUAACUUCAGAAGCCAGCAGAACUGACUGUGGUGUUCUGGGUGGAACGUCUCUUCAUAAUAAUGGCAAAACAAACGGUCACGCCCGCCAUCGCCUUGCUGUCCGUGAUCGUUUUCUGUCUCGCCCCGCCUGCUUCGGCCGCUCCCAACCGGCUGGUGGCUUUCCUCAUCGACGGGAUGCGGUGGGACUAUCCGGACACAGACCCCGAGCUGACGGAGUUUCGGGCCAUGGCCAGGGACGGAGCGCGGGCGAGAUACGUCACCCCGGACUUCCCGGUCAAGUCCUUUCCAAACUACUACACCAUCAUGACAGGUCUGCACACGGAAAGUCACGGCAUGACGGGAAACUACAUGUAUGACGUCAUGCGCAACACCACUUUCCUCCUGGGAGAGAACCCGGACUCGUACGAGCCGUACUGGUGGGAGGGCGCCGAGCCGCUCUGGACCACCGCCACUAAACAGGGCAGAAGGGUCAACAUGUACUACUGGCCAACCUGUGAGGUGCCCAUCUUCAACACCUUACCCAACAAGUGUGAGCCGUACGUGGGUUACCCGACCUACCGCAACAUCACCAACAGUAUAGACGACAUUGUCCAGCUCUUCAGCGAACGAGCUAUCGACAUGGCCUUCGUCUACUUCGAAAAUGUCGACAGGUACGGCCAUUCCCAUGGUGUGGAGUCCCAGCAGCGAAUAGAGGCGACUCGUGACGUCAACCGGUUCCUGGAAUAUCUCAGGGAGAAUCUCCGAAGAACAGGCCAGACUGACGAUGUAAAUGUGGUGGUGAUGUCGGAUCACGGCCAGGCCACGGUUGAGUACGGUCCCGAGGGCGGCUAUGCUAUCCUCAGCAGCUUCAUAGACCACGGCGACCUGCACGGUCCCGUCUUCUACGAGACUUCGUACGUCAGCAUGUGGCCAAAGGAGGGGCGUUUGGACAAGGUGUACGCAGAUCUCCAACGAGUUCCUCAUUCAGUAGCUUAUAAAAAGGACGACAUUCCCGAGGGCUGGCACUACAAGAAAGGGAAGUACGUCCCGCCGCUGCUGCUGGUGACCACCUUCCCAUACGCCGUUCGCGAGGACGGAGUGGUGACUUCACGGAGGAUCGGGAUGCACGGCUGGGAUAACGCCCUGAUGGACAUGAAGGGAGUCUUCAUGGCAGUGGGACCAGACUUCAGGGCCGGAUUCGUGGGCGAUUCCAUCCACCAGGUGGACGUCUAUCAGAUGAUGUGCGAGAUAACUGGCGUCUCCCCCCGCCCACACAAUGGUUCCGUCCUGAGGAUCCAGGGCCUUCUGCGCCAUCCAAUCAGCGGCGGCGUCCGAACAGCCUCCCAGAUCACGUGGGCAGCAGUCGCUGGUUUUGCUACUUUCCUUUUGUUAAGCAACUCAUGUUGACAUAAAAGCGCCAUUGAAACAGUAGAUUUCUGUGUCUAGCACAUAUAUUCGACUGUAAACUGACGUGGGGGAAGGUAUUUUUAACCAGGUAAUUAGAGCAAUCUAACGUCAAAUUUCUGUUCUUCUUAUACCAUUGCAAUGUGUGCUUUGUGUUGCUGCACCGUGUUCGUGUGUUGUUCUGUAUUCUUACCUUCAUGCAGUUGUAGAUGAAGUUCGUUAGCGUUGUGUAUUAUUGUCCCGUUUUGUUUAGAAAACUAGACAAGUAGAACGUAACUUUACAGAACACUCUAGACAAUGUUAACAUUUCCAUCACUUUUAAUCGUGAGUCACAUGCUGUUAAUAACUAGUUGUGCACCUAACACUUACUAAGAGUGAACACAAAGCCAUUGAUAGAGUUU
Messenger RNA from Branchiostoma belcheri (Belcher's lancelet), 1834 nucleotides. Its product is annotated as ectonucleotide pyrophosphatase/phosphodiesterase family member 6-like. NCBI's taxonomy places the organism in Eukaryota, Metazoa, Chordata, Leptocardii, Amphioxiformes, Branchiostomatidae. The transcript is spliced from 8 exons. The record is from RefSeq and is a predicted model, not a curated record. The coding region runs from base 111 to 1436 and encodes 441 amino acids.